This is a messenger RNA of Tripterygium wilfordii, 1882 nucleotides long. RefSeq names its product PLASMODESMATA CALLOSE-BINDING PROTEIN 3-like. The record is from RefSeq and is a predicted model, not a curated record. NCBI's taxonomy places the organism in Eukaryota, Viridiplantae, Streptophyta, Magnoliopsida, Celastrales, Celastraceae. Bases 578 to 1456 code for a protein of 292 amino acids. The transcript is spliced from 5 exons.
UGUCAGCAAUAAUUUACUUGAUGUAUAUUUCCUUGAGCAACAAGACUAACCAAAAUUUGGACGGUCUCUUCAUCAAUAAAAUACCUCAAGGGUAUCAAGAUGGCAAAAAAACAGUAAAACAAAUCUCUCCUAACUACCUUUUGCUUUUGUUUUAGUACCAUGAAACAGUAAAAAAAAGAGAGACAACAAAAAGAGCAAAAGAAAAAUGCUGCAAAACCCAGUAUAUGGAUUUAACUAUCAAUAUAGCAUAUUAAGCAGCAGAUUUAAAUUCCAAACAGAUCACUCUUUUAGCUUUUCUCCCUUCCAGGCAACUUUUGCCUCUCUUUCCACCUUCAAUUGCUUGCCAAUUCCGACUCCCCACAAUGCCUCCUUCGUCAAGUUUUCUCAAUAUUCUUUCCUGCCUCUUUCCAUCUCUCUACAAUUCAAGGAAGCUUUGAUUCUUCAAGUUAUAUAUAUAUAUACACAUAAAACUUGGGGAUGAGACUUCAAUUCUUCUUCGUUGCUCCGCCAUUGGUGGAUAUUGUUCUUAUAGAAGAAGGGAGUCCAGAAUACCAUAUUACAGUUGCAGAUUGGAAACAUGGGUUCAAGAGUUAUUCAGCAUUUAGCAUUCCUCUUGUAUCUUGUUCUCAGUUCAGGUUCAAUUGUUGCAGAGAAACCGCCUCCAGAAGCAGUUCAGGAAAAUGAGCUUGUGGGAAAUCAAGAGAAGCAGAUGUUCUUCUCAUCUUCAGUGUCAACUACCCAGUUCGAUACAACUCCUGGAACACUUCCUCUUGUUAACCCAACCCCCCCAGGUACAACUCCGGGGGUGAACCCAACCCCGCCGACACCAAUCAUAACCGGGCCAAUUAUAACUCCUCCAACCCCAAUGACAAUGACUCCCCCAACAAUGACUCCCCCGACAACGACUCCGGCUUCAUCAGGUGGCUCAUGGUGUAUUGCAAGCCCAAAUGCUUCACCAACUGCAUUACAGGUUGCUCUCGACUAUGCUUGCGGCUAUGGUGGUGCAGACUGUUCACCAAUUCAAACAGGCGCAAGCUGUUACAAUCCAAAUACACUUCGUGAUCACACUUCUUAUGCCUUCAACAACUAUUACCAGAAGCACCAAUCGCCAACUAGCUGUGUUUUUGGAGGGACAGCCCAACUUACCAACACUGACCCAAGUAGUGGGAGCUGUCACUAUGCAUCAUCUCCCACAACACCAUCUAUAACACCACCAUCUAUAACUGCACCCCAGCCACCAAGCAUAAGUUCACCAGCUAACCCAACUCCGACAAUGACACCCCCAUUCACAACCACACCUGGUGGACAGACAGUUUAUGGUGUGCCAGAACCAACCGGACUUCCCAGCUCAGCCAUCAAUGUUUCAUUUGCAUGCAGAAUCGACAAUGAGAUGUUAUCUCCAGGCUUUAUACUCACCCUAACAUCUAUUGCUGUACUGAUUCAAAUCAGCCCCUAAUAACAGGGCAUGGAAUUGGAAGCAGAGUUAUUCAACAGAUAUGACCACAAAUCAAUCUAUUCUCUCCAUUUUGGUACAUUUAGCGUAGACAAAAGAAGGAAUUCCGAAAAUAGACUCCUUUCCAUGAGCUUGGAUCGAAGACGGAAAUGAGUAGUGCAGGAGCAGGAACAGAAUCAUCUACGUAGGCGCAUCAGUUGAAAGGGAAUCAAAUAGGAAAUCAAGCCGAGCAUAGAAUCUGUUAGGUUCUAGUACUUGUAAACACAUCAAAAUAGUAACUUCCUUUUGCAGUUGUAGUAGAAUAAAUCAUUCGAUGCUUUAGUAACUCCUCUUUCCAGAAAAGAAACGUUUAGUUUGAAUUAAUGGGUUCAUUAAUUAAUUUAUUGACUAACAUCAGCAGUGUUUUAAAAGGCGGGUUCGGAAACUGAG